This is a messenger RNA of Orcinus orca (killer whale), 4055 nucleotides long. Its product is annotated as leukocyte immunoglobulin-like receptor subfamily A member 6. Gene Ontology annotation, biological process: cytokine-mediated signaling pathway. The transcript has 13 exons. The record is from RefSeq and is a predicted model, not a curated record. Gene Ontology annotation, molecular function: inhibitory MHC class I receptor activity. NCBI's taxonomy places the organism in Eukaryota, Metazoa, Chordata, Mammalia, Artiodactyla, Delphinidae. Bases 76 to 1935 code for a protein of 619 amino acids.
CACCCUCGGGUCUCCGUCCUGAGGGCACCGAGGUCUCCUCCAUCUGCACCGCCUGGACCACAGGGACGAGACGCCAUGACCCCCAGCCUCACGGCCCUGCUCUGCCUCGGGCUGAGUGUGGGCCCAAGGACCCAGGUGCAGGCAGGCACCCUCCCCAAACCCACCAUCUGGGCUGAGCCAGGCUCUGUGAUCCCCUGGGGGAGCCCCGUGACCAUCUGGUGUCAGGGGACCCUGGGGGUCCGGGAAUUCCAUCUGAAUAAAGAGGGAAGCUCACCUCCCUGGUACAGAAAGCCCUCACUGGAGCCCGGGGACAAGGGCAAGUUCUCCAUCUCAUACAUGACACAGGACUACGCAGGGAGAUAUCACUGUUACUAUCUCAGCCCCACUGGCUGGUCAGAGCGCAGUGGCCCCCUGGAGCUGGUGGUGACAGGGGCCCACAGCAAACCCACCCUCUCAGCCCUGCCGAGCCCUGUGGUGACCUCGGGAGGGACCGUGACCCUCCAGUGUGGCUCAUGGGAGGGACUGCACGGGUUCAUUCUGACUAAGGAAGGAGAACCCAAGUCCUCCUGGACCCUGGAUGCACAGCGAGGCCCCCAUGGGCAGACCCAGGCCCUGCUCCCCGUGGGUCGCGUGACCCCCAGCCACAGGUGGAUGUUCAGAUGCCACGGCUUUUACAGGGACACCCCCCAGGUGUGGUCGGCCCCCAGUGACCCCCUGGAGCUCCUGUUCCCAGGUGUGUCUGGGAAGCCCUCCCUCCUGACCCUGCAGGGCCCUGUCGUGGCCUCUGGACAGAGCCUGACCCUCCAGUGUCGCUCUGACGUCGGCUAUGACAGAUUCGCUCUGUCCCAGGAGGGGAGACAGGCCCUCCCCCAGCGCCCUGGCCGGCAGCCCCAGGCUGGGCUCUCUCAGGCCGACUUCCCCCUGGGCCCGGUGACCAACACCCACGCGGGCCGGUACAGAUGCUACGGUGGACACAACCUCUCCUCCGAGUGGUCGGCCCCCAGUGACCCCCUGGACAUCCUGGUGGCAGGGUGGUUCCCUGACACGCCCUCCCUCUCGGUGCAGCCGGGCCCCGUGGUGGCCUCAGGAGAGAACGUGACCCUGCUGUGUCAGUCAGGGAGCACAAGGGAAACUUUCCUUCUGUCCAAGGAGGGGGCAGCCCAGCCCCCACUGCGUCUUAGAUCAAAGUACCGAGGUGGGCAUUUCCAGGCCGAAUUCUCCAUGAGUCCCGUGACCUCAGCCCACAAUGGGACCUACAGGUGCUACAGCUCACUCAGCAGUAACCCGUACCUGCUGUCACACGCCAGUGCCCCCCUGGAGCUCACGGUCUCAGGAGGCUCUGAAGUUGGGGCCCGUCCCCCCACGGAGCCAGGCCCGCAGACGGGUCUCAAAUGGUACCUGAACGUCCUGAUCGGGGUCUCGGUGGCCUUCGUCCUGCUGCCCCUCGUCCUCCUCGUCCGACACUGGGGUCAGAGCAGACGCAGGAAGUCGGGGGCUGCAGACCCAGAGCCCAAGGACACAGGCCUGCAGAGCAGCUCCUGCCCAGCCGCCGCCGCCCAGGACCAGGCCCUCUAUGCUGCCGUGAAGGACACACAGCCUGAGGACGGGGUGCAGCUGGACCAUCCGCAGAACAGGCAGGAUGCAGACCCCCAGGAGGGGACGUACGCCCAGGUGAACCACUCAAGAUCAAGACUAAGGCGGGGGGUGGCCACCUCUCCUUCCUCCCUGUCGGGGAGAUUGCUGGACACGAAGGACAGACAAGCGGAAGAGGACGAGCAGAGGGACGGUCAGGCCGCCGCAUCUGAAGCCCCCCAGGAUGUGACCUAUGCCCAGCUGAACCACUCGACCUUCAGACGGGAGACUGCAACCCCUGCCCCCCAGUCAGGGGAGCCCCCAGAAGAGCCCAGCGUGUAUGCUGCUCUCGCCGUCCGCUAGCCCACGAAGGACCCAGACCCCACGCUCCAGGGAGGAAGACUGCACGGACCCCGGAAGGCACAGGAGCUGCCUGCCUGCAGUGGACACCGCCUAACGACCAACAGACAGCCUGGACUCCCAACACAGACCACCAGGAGCCCCUGGGACCCUGUGGCAGUCACCUGAUUCUACCCUCAAAGAUAACUAAUAUCCUUACGUUUGGGAAAUAAUGCAACAGACUUCUCAAAAAUCAAUGUGUGAGGUGAAAACCAAAAUCAAAACGAAAAAAAAAACAAACAAAAAAACAAAACAGAAGUGGGAAAAUGUUUUCAAUGAAUGAUAAUGUAAAUAAUACACAUCAAAACAUAUGAAAUGAGAAAAUUAACAAUCAUGACUGAAUAUAUUAGAAAAGGCUUUAAAAAAAUCGAUGACCUAACAUAUCAUACCAAGACUUCAGGAAAAAAUAGCGAAUUAUUUCAAAUGAAGGUAGAAGGUGGGAAUAAUAAUGACAAGGGUAGCUAAUAAUGAAGACAACCAAAAAGUAGAGAAAAUCAAUUAAGGCAAAAAAUAAACUCAUUCUUGAAAACAUUCAUGAAUCCUAGCCACCACAGCCGAGGGAAAAAGAGAAGGCUCACACUUCUAAUAGCAUGAAAGGGAUUGCAGACAGCACUACAAAUCCUACAGACGUUAUAAAGACAGUAACAGAACAUUAUGAGAAAUUUGACGCCAACAUACAGAAAAUGUAGAUGGGAUGGAAAUCUUCACGUGUACAAUUUACUAAAUGGAUAUAAGAAUAAAUGGAAAAUCUAUCACCUUAUACAUUGACUCUAAUCAAAACUUACCCAUGACUGAACUAUAUAGAAUCUAACAAAGUCAAAAUGAAAGAAAUAGUAGAAUGCUGGUUCCCGGGGUUGGAGCGAGGGGGAAAUGGGAAGAUAUUGGUCAAAGGGCACAAGCUUCCAGUUAUAAGAUGAAUAAGUUCUGGGGAUCUAAUAUACAGCAUGGUGGUUACAGCUAAUCACACUGUAUCCCAUUCUUGAGUGUUUUGAAGAGAGCAGAUCUCAAAUGUUCUCACCAAAAAAAGAAAUGGCGACUGUGUGAUGGGAUGCAGACAAAUGCUGUGACGGUCAUCAUUGUCCGAUGUGUAAGUGUGCAGUUCAGGGCGGCUUCACUGGUGAUUUCUUCCGAGCACUUACGUACUCGUGAAAGACACAUACACACGCACUCACACCCCAAAAUUGCACAAACAUUUCCCAAGAACAGAAAAAGAAGAAACAUACCUCAACACAUCAGAUCAGGAAAAUAUUUACACCAAAACCUGACAAGGGAAUUAUACAUGGGGAAGUCACAGGAAGAUCUCUCACAUGAGCUUAGAUGGAAAUCCCUAAAUAAAGUGUACACAAAUGAGAUGUAGUGAUACAUUAAAAGGACAUUACUUCAUGACCAUACUGUGGGGUUUUUUUUCGAAGGAUAGAGUAACUUAAAAUUUUAAAAAUCUAUCACAUAAUGCAAUACCUUAAUAGAAAAAAUAAAAAAUAAUCACCUGAAUAGAUGCAGACAAAGCCUUUGAUAAAAUAUACCAACAAUUCCUGGUGAAAAUAAAAACACAUCAGAAAUAGAAGGGAAUUCCCUUUCGUUGAUGAGGGCAUGUUUAACAACACUAGACGUCACUUGUACAGGUGAGAACCUGAGGUCCUUUCGUCUACGACUGGCAAUGAUCCAAGUAUGUUCCGUAUGACCACUUGUAUUCACCAGGGCCCUGGAGGCACCAACCAAGUAAGUGAAACAAAACAAGGCGAGAAGCUCUGAAGUGGGUAAGAAUAAUAUUGUAUUACUAAGAGACUGCACAGCUGUGUUCGCAGAAAAUCGAAAAUAAUGUAAAGAUCUUCUACUCUAAUUAAAAAGUUUUCCUGCAUCGCUGCAUACAAGGUCAAUAUAUAGAAUUCAACUGCCUUCGAGACUUCCGGUUCUGGAUGGAGAUGAAGUAAAUGAAUGUCUCCCUGUUCCCUGACUUUAUACCAGUGACCUGAUUGUAUACUGCUGACUUCCAAGAGCCGGAAGAUAAUAUAUUUGGGCUGUUUUAAUCCACCAAGUUUGUGGUAAUUUGUGGGACAGGGAAACAAUACAACCACUUGAAUUUA